Messenger RNA from Penicillium longicatenatum, 936 nucleotides. Its product is annotated as oxidoreductase, short-chain dehydrogenase/reductase family. Gene Ontology annotation, molecular function: oxidoreductase activity. NCBI's taxonomy places the organism in Eukaryota, Fungi, Ascomycota, Eurotiomycetes, Eurotiales, Aspergillaceae. Bases 1 to 936 code for a protein of 311 amino acids. The transcript is spliced from 4 exons. The record is from RefSeq and is a predicted model, not a curated record.
AUGUCUCCAGGGGCUCAGUAUACGGAAAGGCCGGCGAGCGGGUCCAAGUCCCAGUUCCAGCCAGGUCACAAGAUCCCAAUCCAGCAUCUGACAAAGCCAGGGCUACAGGCUGACAUGGAAGAUCCAAAGCCUGUUUCGUCCCAAAUUCCGACUGAUGAUGGCGACUACCAGCUCUACAAGGCCGCGGGUAAACUUGAAGGAAAGAGGGCCAUUAUCACUGGUGGAGACUCGGGUAUUGGACGAGCCACGGCCAUUCUUUUUGCAAUGGAAGGUGCAUCAAGCCUGAUAAUUUACUUGCCUGAGGAGGAGAAGGAUGCGCAGGAAACAAAGAAGAAAGUUGAAGAAGCCGGCCGUCAAUGUCACUGUCUUGCCAUUGACAUCCGCAAAAAGGAAAACUGCAAGAAAAUCGUCGAUACGGCCCUUCAGACCAUGGGUGGCAUCGAUAUUCUCGUCAACAAUGCCGCCUUUCAACAUAUGCUGAGCGAUAUCAGUGAACUCGAUGAGGACCAGUGGGAAAAGAGCUUUGACACCAAUAUCCACUCUUUCUUUCAUCUUUCCAAAUACUCCCUUCCCCAUAUGAAAUCUGGAUCCACCAUCAUCAACUGUGCUUCUAUCAAUCCAUAUAUUGGCCGGGGAGAUCUGCUUGACUACACGUCUACCAAGGGGGCAAUUGUAGCCUUCACAAGAGCUCUGUCGAACCAACAAAUCAAGAAGGGCAUUCGUGUUAAUUGUGUUUGUCCAGGACCAAUCUGGACUCCACUGAUUCCAUCCACAAUGCAAACUGCUGCUAUGGAACAAUUCCAUGCAGUGCCAAUGGGCCGCCCUGGGCAGCCUAGUGAGGUCGGGACCUGCUUUGUUUUCCUUGCAAGUCAUGACAGUAGCUAUAUCUCUGGACAAUGUCUGCAUCCCAAUGGCGGCGUUGUGGUGAACGGUUAA